This is a messenger RNA of Dibothriocephalus latus, 2163 nucleotides long. The record is from the annotation of a GenBank genome assembly. NCBI's taxonomy places the organism in Eukaryota, Metazoa, Platyhelminthes, Cestoda, Diphyllobothriidea, Diphyllobothriidae.
AUGUGCGUUGUUGCAUUAAAGAUACUGUCCUUAUCUGCCGUGGAAACUGCUAUCGGCUCAGAAUGUGCAUCACCAUUCAUGGAUAUCCUGUUUAAAUGCCUCUCAGACCCACAUUCAAAACAGACUAUCGCUUUGGUGUUAAAAGUUCUAGCUGAUCACAAUGAAAAUGCAGAUUGGGCACAGCCAGCUGAGUCCGAUCUCAUGCUUAUUAACACGGUCACAAGACUUGUUUCAGUUGAGUGGAUCUUGCAAGAUUCGGCUACGCUUUUCUCUGUAUGCAAAUGGAUCUGUCAAGCUUUCUGCUUGACCUGCCACCUUUCAAGUCGACCCGUUCGCGUUGAUCGCCUGAUUGAGAUUCUAUGUAAUUUGGCUGCCAGCCCAGAGGCGAAAUUCCAAGCUGCAGCUUCUACCAUGGCUCUGAGGCUGUCAUUUGACAGUGAUUCAAAGAAUUUGAGUAUCCUCGUUCGUAUUGCUCUGAUCUGGCUACUUCCUGGUAACACUAAUACGGCGGAGACCACCUUAACGGGAAGCAAACGGUCCAAAGACAGAGGAGAGUUCUGCCGCUUGGAUGGCGAGAGCGCGACAACGCUCCUGCUUGCUGCUGCUAAGAAUGUCGAUAUAUGCCGUAGCCUACUAAGCCCCCAAGAAGGCUAUUUAAAACAACUUCUGCCUUUGGGAUGCUUCGCUUGCACAAGCACACAUGUGCCCGAUAAACAGCGUCUGGCUGCAACGGAGUUGCUAAGAACGCUGGCUUGCAUGUCUUCCGACUGGAACUUUUCCAUGCUAGGCACCAAUGGCCCCGAGAGAAACUGCGGCGAUCCAUUACGCGUCACCCAUUGGGAGCAGUUUUUAGUUCAACGAGCCUUUUCACUCGCAUUUCUUGAUCUCCCAACUGAAGUCAUAUCAACCAUGAGAAAACGUCUCUUUCGACCUUGCGACCACUUCACCCAAACGCCUUACGUUUGCCGUCCAUCCUCAAGUUGCAUCAGCCAUCUUGUUUCGCUUACACAACGCUUUGCAAAGACUUCCCUUUCAUCGCAAAGCUUAAUCUCGAAACUCACCUCCCCCAGCGCAACUGUCGCCUGGAGGCCCUCAAGCCUCUUCAGUUCCCAACAGUCUUUCGAUCAAGCUCUACUCAGCGGCCUAGUUAAGAGUGUGGUGCAAACGGAAGCUAUUACCGAUGGCAUUCGGGCUGCCAGACUAUGUGCCCGGAUACAACUACUCCUCAAGUACGUUUUCAGAGCUGUACAUGAACCGCAUUCUGAUGAGUGUGCAUUCAAAGCAUGGCUAGCUGACCGGCCUAAAGACGAUAACACUCAUCCCACCUCCUAUCUCUCCUUCCGACUGUCGGGCGUGCAGAAGCAAGAAUGCGGUGCCUUCGUGCAUCUCUCUGGCCUUGCACUCAUAGUUGACCCUGGACAGACCGACUCAGGCUUCGUUCAGUUACCCAUCCAGACAUCUGUUCUGUUCGCUCUUUCACCCUUUUUUGAGGUCCUCCUCUCACAACGUUGGGGGGCAAAUGUUGCACGUGAUGGUGCAGCCGUGGUGCUAUCCGACAAGCCAAAUUGUGCACUCUGGCCGUUGUUCCCUUUCUUAAUAAUACUGCAUCUUACUGUUGGUUGUGAAUGGAGGUCCUGUGGCUUCCUCCGGGCUUUCCUCCUCCCAUCUGCCGCCUGUAGGGCUUUUCCAUCUGAUCACGUGGCCGAACUGCUUGGCCUGGCGGAUCGCCUGAUGCUUCUCCUAGAAGCCAAUCCGGAUGACCCAUCCAGCAGUGCCAAACCGUCAGAAUGCACUUUCCUGUUUCGACUUCAAUGCUGCGUCCUGUGCUCAUUAGUUUGCACGGUCUUGACGAGUCAAGAGAUGCCCCACUCUUCCUCGAUUGUUCGAAACCUUUUCAUUACCUGUCUGCGUCUUUCAGCCCACCUGCAGGACAGCAACCUUUUCACAGCCGUCGUGUGGUUGGCGUUUACUGACUCCCGUUGGGUGCCUUCGGAAGCCUCCAUAAACAAUCAGCGGAACCUACUCAACCGACCGCUAGCCUAUUGCCUCUACGCCCUCCUUCAAUUUCGACCCUUUGGAGGACAGGACAACGAGUCCAACCUGUGCUCAUCUGUAGCCUCGAGUUUGGACAAAAUAUUGUUCAAGUUGUUGAGGGGCUCUUAG